Messenger RNA from Nezara viridula (southern green stink bug), 2055 nucleotides. NCBI's taxonomy places the organism in Eukaryota, Metazoa, Arthropoda, Insecta, Hemiptera, Pentatomidae. The record is from the annotation of a GenBank genome assembly.
AGAGAUUAAGUAAUUAACUAAUGUUGAUAAUUCAUAAGUAUAAUUAUUGGUGAUACAGGUGUCUAGUGCCAUGCAAAUACACUUUUAACUUCAACUGGUUGGCCCAUCGAUGAGGUUCUCAUGUAGAAUUGUAAUUACCAGAUAAACCAAUGAAUAAUAAAGAGAUGUAUUUAACACAGCUGAUUGGUCUAUAAGAUAAUCCCAAGAGGACAUAUAAAUAUGUCUAGCACUAAUGUUAAUCAUUCAGGAUAAAACCAAGAUGGAACGAGGAUUUUUAAACCAUGGAUUAUGUGUUUAAUUGUUGACAGAUGAAGCCAUACUACGUCAUUUAUUUACUUGCGGUAUGUUCUUUGGCAAUAGCUGAUUCAACAAGCUGUUCUUGUGGCCAUUCAUUAAAGAAACAUGACGGGCAAGAAGAUUUCCCAUUUGUAGUAAGAGUUGUUAAUACCAUUACAAAUAAGACCAUGUGCACUGCUGCAAUACUGACAGACAGUCAUCUUGUAACAUCAGUACACUGUAGUCGCUUCAUUGGUAAACAACCAGUGUACGCAGUCGCUGGAGAGGGUUCAGAAAAUGUACAAACUCUAAAGAUCAGCAGAAACCAUCAAGAGCACGCUAUCUACAAUCCGGACAACUCAUUGAAUGACAUUGCUAUUCUUUUCCUUGAAUCACCUCUUAAAUUUAGUGAAACUGUCAUUCCAAUAUGUGUGCCUGAUGGCAGGACUGGUGGUGGAGUUUACAAACUGCUGAAUCAAAAUGUUAAGCUAAUAGGUUGGGAUUUGGAAUCUUCAUCUCUCAAAACAGUUGAUGCCAAAGUAUCUCCAGCAAACCCUUGCAGAAAAGUGUUCCCUAAAUACAUUCCAAAUGUCCUGUUUCCAACACAGAUGUGCACAUUUCAAGAAAAGGGAGCCUGCAUUCAAAAUAUGGGUAGCCCAGUAGUUUACCUGGAUCCUAAAAUAAACAAAUAUGUCUUGGUUGGCAUAGUUUCCUAUGGUAAAUUGGAGUGCAAUUCGAAAUUCCCAACAGUGGAAACUGAUGUGUCGGUUUACUUACGCUGGAUUGAAUAUGUAGUCAAAAGACCACUUUGUCAUAUAGCCUGAACAUAAAAAAAAAAACUUCAAUAGAGAUGUUCUACUGGAAAUUGUCUUUCUUAACUAUAGCCUAGAUCUUAUUGAAUUCCUAAGUAGUCUAUAUUAUAUUAGGAUUUCCCACAAAUUGCUAAUUAAAUAUUACUAAAAAAAUCCAAGUUCUUAAUGCAUCACCAACCAAAAUAAUAAGGACCAAACUAAACUUGAUUCUUGAUAAGCAGAAUUUUAGAAAAAAGAAUCGAAUUGUAAGAGUCUCCUGAAAUACAGUAAACAUUCGAAAAAAACCUUAAAAAAAAAAAAAAAAAGUGUUUGGACUAUAAAAGUAAAGUGUUCUGCUUUAAAACAUAAAGUAAAUAAUUUAUCAAUGCCAAAAUUUCAAUAUAUUUGUAUUAUAUUGAAAUCAAGAAGAAGAUAGGAAAGACAGGAAAAAACAACAACAGUAAAGUGAAUUAUAAAAGUAUAAUUCACUUUACUAUUGUGCCCAAGGGCUUAAACAGAUUAAUCUUGUUUCCAUGCAGUAUAGAAACCAUCUUCUGAACAAUGAUAUCUCCACCAUCUUGGUAAAUAGAAAGAUGUUGUGGCAACCAGGGGUGCUUAUCCCCCCACUCUCCCAAGGUCGAUGGCACAAGAAUUUACCCCUCCCCUCUGCUCCCAAGAUACUUUAUUGCUCAUUUUUCUUAAAAACAGAGCAAGCUAAGGUAAAAUUCGAAAAAUCUUAGAUUGCAUACAAAUACACUUGUUGCAAUCUGUUCCAUGUUUUCUCCUUGUCUUUAAGUCCAAAAAUUCAUAACCCCAUAAUUCGCCUCCCUCAAAAAUUUUGAGGGCAAAACUUGCGCCAUGAAACCCCCUUCUAGGCAUCGCUGGAGGCAGCCAUCUGCCAUUUUCCCAUCAGAACUAGAAACCUAUUCAUUUUUAGCUUGUGAACGUUUUAUUUUAUUUCAUAGCAGGCUCUGAAAAUUAAUCUCCG